Molecule: messenger RNA, 969 nt
Organism: Cladophialophora psammophila CBS 110553
Lineage: Eukaryota; Fungi; Ascomycota; Eurotiomycetes; Chaetothyriales; Herpotrichiellaceae
Exons: 1
Coding region: 1-969 (322 amino acids)
Molecular function (GO): 4-hydroxy-tetrahydrodipicolinate synthase activity
Source: RefSeq, a predicted model, not a curated record
AUGGGCUCUACAAAUCCAACCCCUCACACGUAUCCCGUCCCACCGCCUGGAGUGUAUUGUCCUGCAGUCACCUUUUUCGACCCUGCGACCGAUACCUUGCUCCCCAGUGAACAAGGUCAAUAUUAUUCCUACCUUGCGAAUUCCGGGCUGAGAGGGCUGGUCAUCCUGGGGACAAAUGCUGAGACCUUUUUGCUCACCCGCGACGAACGAGCUACCCUCUUGCGAUUAGCACGCAAGUCAGUCCCAGAGAACUAUCCUAUCAUUGCCGGGGUCGGAGGCCAUUCAACAGCACAGGUACUUGAGUACAUUGCUGACGCCCAUGCUGCCGGGGCGAACUUUGUCCUCGUGCUCCCUUGUGCAUACUUCGGCAAGCAGACCACGCCCACCGUCGUUCACAACUUCUAUGCUGCCGUGGCGAAAGCUUCUCCUCUUCCCAUUCUCAUCUACAACUUCCCUGCCGUCUGCAAUGGCCUCGACCUGGACUCGGAUGCUGUUGCAGCUCUGGCACACGAGUUUCCGAACAUUGUAGGAGUGAAAUUGACCUGCGGUUCAGUCGGAAAGAUCACACGACUGUCAGCCACCUUUCAACCAGAACGGUUUGCCGUCUUUGGCGGGCAGUCGGACUUCUUGGUCGGUGGGUUGGCGGCCGGUUCGGUGGGUUGUAUUGCUGCAUUUGCCAAUAUCUUCCCCAAGACAGUCGUCAAAGUCUUCGAUCUAUGGAAAAUGGGUAAGCAUGAUCAGGCAUUGGCGCUGCAGAGACUGUCUGCUCAUGCCGAGAACCCCACAAAAGCCGGGAUUGCCACCACCAAAUAUGCUGUGAGUCAGUUCAGUGCGAAGAAAGCCGGAAUUCAGGGUGACCUCGAGGCCAUGCUGCGACCCCGACGACCGUAUGAAGAGCCCAGCGAGGCGGUCAAGAAGAAGAUUGUCGAGUUGAUGUUGCCCGUGGAUGAGGUUGAGAAGACGCUCUGA